Beauveria bassiana ARSEF 2860 is the source of this 1782-nucleotide messenger RNA. RefSeq lists its product as uncharacterized. Bases 1 to 1782 code for a protein of 593 amino acids. Lineage: Eukaryota; Fungi; Ascomycota; Sordariomycetes; Hypocreales; Cordycipitaceae. The record is from RefSeq and is a predicted model, not a curated record. The transcript has 3 exons.
AUGGCGCCGGGCCAGCCUUACAUGUACUCGGCGACAGCCAGCGAGGAUUCGCGCCUGCCGGCCUCGACAUUCGAUCCCAAAGCCAUUACGCGCGCCAGCUGGGCGCCGAAACCGAGACGUCUGCCUCAAGUUGGGCCGCUGGUCUCCUUUAAUCAACAUCCCGAUACCCACGAAGCUUUGCAGCAGCGAUCCGAGUACAGGCAAUUGGGUAAAAAGACUGAGAAGGCUAUUAAAUGGGUUCGCGGAUGGCAGCUUUUUUGCCGCGUGCUCGAGUUCAAUGGCGCUCUCGGCAUCUUUAUUCUCAUGAUUUUGCUCAGCCAUGUUAGUGCUAUCCUCGCCUGGAUUAUGCGCGUUGUCUCUGGCAUCACCGCCCUUCACUGUCUUUACGGAAUCGUCCAUCACUCUCGCUCGGCGACGUAUAGAACCCCCGGAUCCACAGCGGCAUACCAACUCUUUGCGGGCAUCUUUGAUAUCACAGUUGCUUCUUUCUACGCAUAUGGGGCCUUUAUGACAAACCGCGAUUCCGCUACUUGGACGACGCUACUCAAGGACCAGGGUCUGGUCGACUACUUUGUCCCGGCCGUGUAUUACACCAUCAUCGGCGCUGCUAGCUUGCACCUCGCUUCGUUUCUGACGUCUGUCUGGCUUGCCAUUACCUUUCAGCGAAUCAGUGAUAUGCCACCGGAUAUGAACCCGUUGGAAUCCAACCUGACGGCCCGCCCCUCGUUCCACAAGCGAAACAAGUCAUCAGUGACAACCUAUAGCUCUGACAACGAGAAGAGGUUGUCUACGGCUCAGAGCGCCAAGCACAGGUCCGAAGCCUCGUGGGAAAGCUUUUCUUACCCCCGCACAGUACCCUUUAUGCACACCCGCACGCAGUCAGAGGAUACCCUGGUCAACAGCGAGCCUAAGCUCAACCUCCCUCAGAGACAGUACCAGAUCCCGUCCAGCCAUAGGGCGUCUCGCUCCGCCGCAUCCAUUGUCAGCAGCCGCAUGUCUGCUCCGCGCACUUCUAGAGGGACCUACUCGGAACUCGCGCUGGGUGACGCCAGCCCAGCCAGGCCAGAGUUUGUCGCUUACGGCCCCGAUGUCAACAACACCCGCGCGCCCAAGUUUACCGAGACAUGGAUGCCAACUGACUCACUCAUCUCCCGCACCAACUACCGCCAACGCGAGAUGGCUGCCGCCAACACCUCCCGCCAGGCCCGUAGCUCUCAGUCUUACUCUGCUCUGGAGCAGCGGUACAAUGCCGACGCUGACGACUCUGGAUCCGAUUAUGGUGACAAUGAGAAUGUUGAUGCCAACAGCGCCCACCGAGGAAUCGACGGUGGCCAGCAUCCCAACCCUCUUGGCUCGCACCCCAUGGCCAGCGACUGCCCCUCGACGCCCCCUCGCCCUCCCACGCACGGCGAUUCGUCGUCGUCGUCCCGCCCUACAACCCCAUGGACCGCCUCCAGGCUCUCGGCCAAGAGCGCGCUGUCCGAGAUUAGCAGCAACGAGCGCCUGAACCAGGCCGCCCGCGGGCUGACGGACCGCUCGCCUUGGACCCAUAAGCCAGACCUGCGCCCGCCGCCUGCCCUCACUGGCGGUGACUUUUACUCGCGCUCGUAUGGUGAGCUGCGCUCCGCCACACCGCCCGUCAUGAUCGGCGACACAAGAAAGAUUUCAUCGGGUAACGACUAUCAUGCCCAGGCCAUGGCAGCUGAGCGUCGUCGCGUGAGCGGCAAGGUGGCUGAGGAGGGUCUUGCGGGCGGCCGAUUUACUAUUGGCUACGCCACUUGA